ACACAUUUUUUCAUAUUUAUUUGUUCUCUUAUAACUAAUAUAGUUGUAAUUAUUUUCUUAUUUUCAGGAGAAAAUUUAGGAUGUUUUGGAACUAGUAAAAAAAAUGCUUCCCAAAAUUCCGAUACUUUACAGGAGUACAAUAUUUCAACAGAAUACUUAAAAAGUUCUAUGACUUAUAACCAAUUGAAUAAGGGAUAUGAGCAAUUAUGGCAACCUGAAGUUGUUCAAUACUACUUGUCAUUAUUGCAAAGUUGUUCGAAUCCAGAAACACUCGAAGCCGCAGCAGGAGCAAUUCAAAAUUUAUCCGCAUGCUAUUGGCAACCUAGUAUUGACAUUCGCGCAACAGUGCGUAAAGAAAAAGGGCUGCCGAUACUUGUAGAACUUCUUAGAAUGGAAGUGGAUCGGGUAGUCUGUGCAGUUGCCACAGCACUGCGCAAUUUAGCUAUUGAUCAACGCAACAAAGAACUAAUUGGAAAAUAUGCAAUGCGUGACUUAGUUCAGAAACUUCCAUCUGGAAAUAUACAACAUGACCAAAAUACGUCAGAUGAUACAAUCACAGCUGUAUUGGCAACAAUUAAUGAAGUUAUUAAAAAAAACCCGGAGUUUUCUCGUUCCCUUUUAGAUUCAGGUGGGAUUGACCGUCUUAUGAAUAUUACUCGCCGAAAAGAAAAAUAUACAUCUUGUGUAUUAAAAUUUGCUAGCCAAGUUUUGUACACUAUGUGGAAAGAGCCAGAUUUUAUUAGUAAAAAUUUUACUGCACAAAGCACUCCACCAAGUUCACCAAACAACGCAAACAACACCCUCAAUAGACCUAUGGCAUCACAGGGACGUACUCGGUAUGAAGACAGAACCAUUCAGCGCGCAACGAGCACCUCGUAUAGGGCUAAAGAUUCUAGUGGAGCCGUUAUGUCAAAUAAUGAGUCUGCAUUACUUUCGGAAAUGGUUAGAAAACAAUUAUAAAAUGUGUUCUGGUUUAUUAAUGUUUAAA
Messenger RNA from Drosophila elegans, 988 nucleotides. RefSeq names its product catenin delta-2-like. The record is from RefSeq and is a predicted model, not a curated record. Gene Ontology annotation, biological process: cell-cell adhesion; cell-cell junction assembly. Gene Ontology annotation, molecular function: cadherin binding. NCBI's taxonomy places the organism in Eukaryota, Metazoa, Arthropoda, Insecta, Diptera, Drosophilidae. Gene Ontology annotation, cellular component: plasma membrane; nucleus; adherens junction.